This is a messenger RNA of Clunio marinus, 855 nucleotides long. The record is from the annotation of a GenBank genome assembly. Lineage: Eukaryota; Metazoa; Arthropoda; Insecta; Diptera; Chironomidae.
AUGCCUAAAGAGAUGCACCAGCAAAUAGACGAAGACCGUUUUAUCUUCCACGCUUCUCAUGUCAAAGAUUCGUCAAAUAUGCUUGAAAAUUUAAUUAUCUUGAAUUCUGAAGGGUUUAAUCGGCACAAAAGCGCUCAACCUUUUUUAUAUGUAUUUGGAAAACUGGGAAAUCGUUUGUCGUUCACCAUUUUCACCAAUGAAACACAAGUACCAGAAAGAAAGGAAGAAGGCAUCAACGAAGAACAUCACCAUGAUGACACAUCAGUAACACAUCUAUUUUCUAUAUCUUCCAAAAAAAAAGCUUUAAAUCUUGGUUUUUGUUUCAAGGCAGAAUUUUUUACGGUUUGCUACAAGCAUCAAUGUUCAGAAGAUUUUAUCAAGGACGGUUCACAAGUUCAGGGAAAGACAGCGAGGGUAGAAAAUAAUGCCAACUGUAUUAGUCAGAACCGUCGACGAAAACAAUCGAAGCUGUCUCGCGUUUUAUCUGUUGGAAAAUUAUGUCAAAGCAGUUUGUUAGAGCAUGACGCGUACCACGAUGAAAGAAGUCAGCAAUUUGAGUCCACUUCCAAAUUUCUAAGCAUUCCAACUCGAAUUUUAAAUCCAAGAAAACUUUCUAUUUAUCCUCCCAUCAAACCAAUGUUGUUACGCUUACGGCAGCAAGCAACUCGAUUGACGAAAAGAAAAAUGAAAGAAAGGAAAGCUAAAACUAUGAGAUUGAGGAGGGUCAAUGAUGGAACAGUGGUACGCAGAGAAUCUAGCAUAGCAAGGAAAUAUUCGAUAAGUUUACAAACAUCUUUCGUUUUGCUUUUAAGAAAAAGCAGCAGUCAGAAGACUGACACUGGCGGUUUAGGGUGA